CAGAAAAGAACAACUGGUCCACUCACGCCUGACUUGGCCGUGCACUCCGACUGCAGGCAGUGCCAAAACAGCAUGGAGCUGCGGAGCAAUUACGAUCCGCGAGCUUGGCUUGAACUCGGUCGUUUCGGCGUCGGCGUGAGCAUGGCGUGCGGAUCGAAAUCUAGAUUACCCAAAUUUCAACCCUGCGCGGGAGACCCACGCCACAACCCUUCUCGUUCUGAUCAAAACCCCGUUGAGCUCUCAGCCCCCACGCAAAGCGGGAAGGCGUGGCGCAGGGAGUGCAGAUCUGCGACGGAACGUGUAUCGCUACGCCGGCGGCCCGCGGACACGGAUUAGCAGCUCAACAGCGAACGGGCUAUGAUCGGCGUGCGGCGUCAGACUCUUCAUCGUCCGUCUCCAUCUCAUCCAUCUGUUCAUCAUGGCCGACCGCAGCGCUGAGAAGAUUGGAAUCGUCGAGGAGGCGGACGUGCUCGCACGGUGUAAUAAGACUGAGAUUGAUGAGUACGAUGUUGCUGCGGCAUUCCUUGCCAAUGUCGCUGCCCGCCCGGAUGGGGCGGCGCUGCUCGCCCCGUGGACGGAAGAGGAGGAGCGGCGUGUGCGCCGCAAAAUCGAUUUCGUGGUCCUCACCACGCUGUUCUUUUGCACGCUCAUGAGCGGGACAGACAAGGUCGUGCUCGGGACGGCGGCGACAUUUGGGCUCCAGUCCGACCUCGGGCUCAAGGGACAGCAGUACAGCUGGGCGAACUCGAUGCUGAGCCUCGGCAUGAUCGCCAUGAUGCUGCCCCAGUGCUACUUUGCCCAGCGCUUCAACCUCAUCGGCAAGCUGUACGCCGCCAACGUCGUCGGAUACGGUAUUGUCAUGUUCGGCAUGAGUGGCGUCAAGGACUACCGCGGGCUGUGGGCCUGCCGCUUCUUCCUGGGCGUGCUCGAGGGCGGCGCUCCGAGCUUGGGCGGACUGCUGAUCUCUAUGUGGUGGCGCCGCGGCGAGCAGAACCUGCGCGCCGCCGUCGUGUAUAGCACGCUCUCGAGCGUCGUGAACGGCCUCUUGUCGUUCGCGAUGCAGUUCUACAACCCCGGUCCGAUCGGCCGCUGGCGCCUCCUCUUCGUCGUCAUGGCUUGCUGGAGCGUCCUCACCGGCAUCGUGGCACUCGUCUUCCUCCCAAACAACCCGACUUCCGCGUGGUGGAUGACCGACCGCGAAAAGGUCAUCGCCGUCCGCCGCGUCGCGGGCAACAACACUGGAGUGACAAGCCAGCGGAUCAAGCGCGCGCAGAUCGUCGAGGGCCUAGCAGACCCCAAGACCUGGGUCCUCUUCGUGUGCACGUGCUGCCUCAACAUCCCGAACGGCGGCCUCGUGGGCUUCAACUCGCUCAUCGUCAAAAGUCUCGGCUUCAGCAUCAAAGAGACGACGCUGCUCGCGAUCCCAACGGGCGUGAUUAGCUGGCUCGCUGCGCUCGCCAUCGCCUUCGCGGCCCAGCGCACCCGCCGCCCCGUCGCGUGCAUUAUUGCCGGCGUGCUCGUGUGCCUCGCCGCGGUCAUCAUGCUCCACUCGGUCCCGCGGAGCAACAAAAGCGCCUCGCUCGGCGCACUCUUCCUCCUCUUCUGCUACUGGGGCCCGAACGUCGCGAUCGGCUCGUAUCUCAUCUACGCCAACGUCGCCGGCGCAAGCAAGAAGGUGACCGUAUUCGGCAUCAUACAGAUCGCGUACUGCGUUGGCAACCUCAUCGGCCCGCAGAGCUUCCUCGCACGAGAAGAACCGACGUACCGCUCCGCCAUCAUUACCAUGCUGUGCGGAUACUGCGUCGCCAUCGUGCUUCUCGUGACGUAUGCGUUCUUGUGCGCACGCGACAACAGGCGCAAAGACACGCUGCCGCAGCCCGAAGCGGCCGAGGCGGAUGGGGCCGAGGACGCAUCAAGCGUCGCGGCAGAAUGGAGAGAUCUCACAGAUAAGCAGAAUCCGGCGUUCCGGUAUACGUGGUAGGCAGUGUAUGCAUCAGUAGUGCCAUCGA
Cutaneotrichosporon oleaginosum is the source of this 2009-nucleotide messenger RNA. RefSeq lists its product as uncharacterized. Gene Ontology annotation, biological process: transmembrane transport. The record is from RefSeq and is a predicted model, not a curated record. Gene Ontology annotation, molecular function: transmembrane transporter activity. Gene Ontology annotation, cellular component: membrane. NCBI's taxonomy places the organism in Eukaryota, Fungi, Basidiomycota, Tremellomycetes, Trichosporonales, Trichosporonaceae.